Miscanthus lutarioriparius is the source of this 237-nucleotide messenger RNA. The record is from the annotation of a GenBank genome assembly. NCBI's taxonomy places the organism in Eukaryota, Viridiplantae, Streptophyta, Magnoliopsida, Poales, Poaceae.
AUGCCGUUCCCCGUGCGCCUCCCGCCGCCAUCAACCACCGUGGCCGCGGUCGCUGCCACCGUCGGGGCCGUACUCGCCGCCGUCGCGCUCCGCCGCUACCUGUCCGCUUCCCGCCACCGCCCAUCCGCCCGCGUGUCCAUGUCCGCGGCCGCCGGAGCAGCCACCACGCUCAUGGCGUACGGAAGUCAGCGCAGGAGCAGGAGCUGCUGGCCUCCGCUGCCGGUUCCAUCGUCCUAG